AUGCCGGAGUCGCUCGCAGGGGAGGCUGCACCGGCACCGCAGCCGUCGCAGCUGCCAUCGCCGUCGGCGCCGUCUGCAGUCGGGGGAGCAGGCUUGCCGGUGCCCGCGCCUGCGAGGAGGGUUGCCGCCCGCGCAGGGCGUUCCCAGCACGCUACUCCGCGGCCGACUACGGGAAAUGUCGCGAUGGAGUCAAACCUUCCCGAAACAGCGAAGGAAGACACCACAGAGCUGGGCACGCUUCUGCGGACUUGCUGGGCGCUGCUGGUGCUGGCGGCGGCGGUGGGCGCGGCGGUGCUGGCGGCCGACCAGCUGGCCGAGUUCUCGCGCAGCCCGACGCGCACCCUGCUACAGGCGAGGCACCUGCCCGUCGGCAGCCUGCCCUUCCCCGCCGUCACGCUGUGUCCAGCCGUCAAGACCAACAGGACGCUGGCCUCACAGCUGCUCACGAGGUGCCUAAGUACCUUCUCCACGAACGGCUCACCUUACAGCAGGUGGUCAGCCAGCCUCCUGUGCAGGUGGUUGGAGGGAAGAGGGCUGGCGGAGCAGGCGAGCACGGCGCGCGUGGAGGCGGCGCUGGCGGCGCUGUCGCUGCAACAGUUCCCCUUCUUCAAGCGGCUGGCGCCGUUCGUGCGCGCCGCCGGCCCACUCGCCUACCACCUGCGCGACCUCAACGUCACAGACUUCAUGCUCAAGGUUCUGCCCAGCUGCAGGUCUUUCUUCCACUUGUGCUCCUGGUUGCGGCAGCGGAUGAACUGCUGCGAGAUGUUCCGGCUCUUGCCCACUGAGAAUGGCUACUGCUACUCAUUCAAUACGGUCCCCGCCAAAAGUUUUGGACAGUGCGACAUCGACGCGUGGCGUCGGGGCGACCCCUCGUGCCGGCUGCUGUCGGCGGCGGCUGCCGGGGUGCGGUCGGCGCUGCUGGUGGCGCUGGCGGCGCAGGACCCAGGCGACGCCCUGCCCGACGGCAUGCAGCGCGACGCCGGCGUCGGCGUCAGGCUGCCCUCACAGUCGUGGAUGCGACCCCGCUCUGUCCGGCAGGUGGUGGUGCACUCGCCGCUGUCGUACCCGGACCCGGGCGCGCGCGGCGCGCUGCUGUCGCCCGCAGCCGGCGGCCCCGUGCUGCGCUUCAGCGUCACGCCGCAGGUGACGCACGCGGCGGACGGCGUGCGCGGCGUGUCUUGGCGCCGGCGCGGCUGCCUGCUCUCCGACGAGUGGCCGCAGCCACACGAAGAGGCCGCUGGCGGCGGCGACGGUGACGGCGGCCGCCGCGCCUACGACGAGCGCCUCUGCCUCGCGAUCUGCCGCGGCCAGCACAUCCGGCGCCGCUGCGGCUGUAUGCCUUACUUCUACGGUACGACAGCCCUUGUUCAUCUAUUCACGUGGACAUUUUAG
Molecule: messenger RNA, 1392 nt
Organism: Schistocerca piceifrons (Central American locust)
Lineage: Eukaryota; Metazoa; Arthropoda; Insecta; Orthoptera; Acrididae
Exons: 6
Coding region: 1-1392 (463 amino acids)
Biological process (GO): sodium ion transmembrane transport
Cellular component (GO): membrane
Molecular function (GO): ligand-gated sodium channel activity
Source: RefSeq, a predicted model, not a curated record